This is a messenger RNA of Halichondria panicea, 2312 nucleotides long. RefSeq lists its product as uncharacterized. The transcript has 2 exons. Gene Ontology annotation, cellular component: plasma membrane. The record is from RefSeq and is a predicted model, not a curated record. NCBI's taxonomy places the organism in Eukaryota, Metazoa, Porifera, Demospongiae, Suberitida, Halichondriidae. The coding region runs from base 191 to 2221 and encodes 676 amino acids.
CAGGGAUGUUCCCAGGUAAAGUACCUGUGUGUAGCUAGCUAGCUAGGCUAUAUAGGCCCUUGCACAGAGGCUGGAAUACUAUGAAGUUGCAGCAAUGUGAGGGCCGUACAAAGAAUAACUACAAAUCGCUGGAUUUCAAGAAACAUCACAAAACAAUUUACAAAGAGCAAAACUACUUUCUACACUUUCUAUGGCAAGAUUCACCAAAAUUCUGCUGCUGGUAGCUACAACGUUAACGAUUGCCUGGGCGAACGCUCAAAGUUCUAGCAAUGGCUAUAUCAAUGUACUAGCAUUGUCUGGGUCGUAUGACAUAGACCCCACGAAUAAUGUUAUGCAGUAUGCCAAGAUCAGUACGAUUGCUGUCCCCUCCAAUGCUCUGCAUGACAGCAUGAAUAGUUUGGUUCUGAGCGAUGGCGAUACCUCAAGCGAUAGACUGUUGUUCCUGACCAACAAUACUAUUGAAGUAUACAGAAAUGACAAAGACAACUUUAUGUCUAUUCGAGUGACUUCCGUACCCCUGCAGUCUGACUGCACUCCUUGGUUCAUCACUGGUAGCAGCAUUCAGUACAAUGGGGUGGUCUAUGUCAAGUACAGAGGGGACUGUGGCUACUCCGUCUUCUACUACUAUUUCGAUACAGAAACAUUCGAUGAUGAUCCGUUAUACGUACGUCUUCCUGGUCAAGGCGCGAUUUUGUCUACCAAAGAUGACUUUGAUUUUGAGGCGUACAUCGAAAACAAUGGGCAACAACUACGAAUGAUGACUAUGUCGCAGGACUUUCAAAGCCGUAUUUCAGCCAAUCUGAUCGCGGACUGUGCCGUACUACAUCAUCUCAACCCCUUGGAUCCACGCGAGGAAUUUAAAGUUUUCUUUACAGUAACUUGCACAACUGAUGACGGAAUACUCGAACACUAUCAUAUUGAAUAUCGAUACAAAGUGACCCCCCUAAACCUAACUGUGACCUUGCUAGAACCGGGAGUGCCUAUCAGUGGAGACCAAUACAUUGCUGUGCGUGGUGACGAAGCACUCACCGUGUAUGACACUGCAUAUCUCAAGAGUGGAGUGCCUGGACGACAUUCAUUUUCUGGACAGAUAUCACGUUUGUUUUUUGAAAGUGUGGCUAAUCAGACAUGGCUGGUUGUUCAGAUUGAGAAUAGCGAUGUGUAUGCAGUUAAUGUGAGCUUGUUUGUGUCGUCACGAGGAGGGGAGGGUGUGUACCAACUCAUGGAUACUAACAUUGGACUCUGUGUCCCCUCCUGUCUGCCAGUCAUCUCUAGUGGAGAGAAUUUGAUUGUAUUCGAUUACGUUGGCCCCAAUAGUUACAGUUGCGUAGUGUUUGACAUAUCUACUGGAAUGCCUCAGGAAAGAAAGAGAAUUUUGAACCUCCCCGAACGUCCGUUUGCAGCUGUGUAUAUUGUUGACCCUAACUUCCCACAAGGCACUACUACCCUAGCCCCUGAGGCCCCAGCUGCCAAUACUCUGAUGGUUGCCCUACCACCGUCUAUUGGAAUAAUAGCAGUUAUUGCUAUCACUGUUCUACUGACAAUUGCAUACUUAGGUAUUCGAAUCAGAAGAAAAAGACGAUCGAACUCUGCGAGCAAUCUUAUGAUAGAGGAAAAUGGAAUGCCGCUACUAAACGCAGAUGUUGGCAGGGCCCAAAAACCAAAACCAAUCUCUCUUCCAAUCUCCAAAUUAGAAGAUGAGGAUUCAUCAGAUCCAACAACACCACUAAUUCCGCCACAACCGCCACUAUCUACAGCAAGUCCUACCCCACCAAGUUCUGUGCCAUCAAGUCCUGCCCCUCCAACUUCUGGGCCUCUAAGUUCUGGGCCUCCAAGUCCUACAAAUCCUGCCCCUCCAACUUCUGGGCUUCCAAGUUCUGGGCCUCCAAGUCCUACAAAUCCUGCCCCUCCAACUGCUGUGCCUCUAAGUUUUUCCCCUCCAAAUGGGCCUACAAGUUCUGGGCCUCCAAGUCCUACAAAUCCUGCCCCUCCAACUGCUGUGCCUCUAAGUUUUGCCCCUCCAAAUGGGCCUACAAGUUCUGGGCCUCCAAGUCCUACAAGUUCUGUGCCAAGUUCUCCAAAAACUGUCUCCCCAGUUGAAGAGGUUGCUCUACCACUAGUGCGUCAAGAGACUCCGCAGGGACAACACGCACAGCAGGAAACAGAACAGGGAGGACAAGAACCUCACGCUAUAGUGAUAGGUGACUCAUUAAAAAAGUAAUGUUAUGUUGUAUGUAGUGUAUAGGUCUGACUGUUGUACCAUUAUUUAUUUUGUGGUUUCAAGUUACAUUAAUUGAAUUAUUCAUUUGUUA